GAUGCGCUGUGACAUGUCGAAGUAGCAAACGCGGGUACAAGACAUCGGGAAAGUGAAUGAGACACGAUGACGGCCAAAACUUUGGAGAAAGUGAACGUCGGUGGGUUCGUGCACCCGGAAAGUGUAUAUUCCGUAGAUGACAUCGCCGGCAGCAGCAUGCCGACCUCCGUGGCUAUCUUCCCCAACACAGACCUAGGAGCACAUUACGACCAGAUCAACAUGGCAGCAGAAGGUCUGAUGAGCGCCGACAUGAGCGCAGAGCGCCGAUCUCUGGACCUCUCAUCCUACUCCAGCGGCUUCUCCCAGCCGCCAUCCCACCGCAACCAAACCUUCACAUACAUGGGCAAGUUCUCCAUCGACUCUCAGUAUCCAGGUAACUGGAACCCCGAGGGAGUGAUCAACAUCGUCUCCGGCAUCUUUAACGUGGCGCAGCCGCCACCGCCGCCGCCGCCUCCUCCUCACCCUCCCUCCUCCUCCGCGUCCUCUUCCCCUGCAUCCACAGGCUCCCCCAAUCACUUCUCCAGCGGAAAUUUGAGUUGUACCAUGGCGGCCCAGAACCAAGCAGACAUGGAGCACCACCAUCACCUGUACUCCCCUCCUCCUCCGUACUCCUCCACUGGCUGCGGGGACGUGUACCAGGACACCUCGGCGUUCCUCUCCACAUCCACCUGUCCCAUCGCCUCCUACCCGCCGCCCUCCUACACCUCCCCUAAGCAGCCCGGGGCGUCAGACGGGUCAGGACUGUUCCCCAUUAUUCCAGACUACCCCGGCUUCUUCCAGCCGGCGUGCCAGCGUGACAUGCACUCUUCUGGCAUCCAGGACCGGAAACCCUUUGGUCCAUGCUCGCUUGAAACUUUCCGCGUGCCCCCUCCUCUGACCCCUCUGAACACUAUCAGGAACUAUACUCUUGGGGUUCCGGGUGGCAUUUCGGAGGGUGGCCCGCCUAGACUCCCGUCUGCAUACAGCCCGCAAAAUCUGCCUCUAAGACCCAUCCUGCGCCCAAGGAAGUACCCGAACAGACCCAGCAAGACCCCCAUACAUGAGCGCCCGUACCCCUGCCCGGCAGAGGGCUGUGAUCGGCGGUUCUCCCGCUCUGACGAGCUGACCCGGCACAUCCGAAUCCACACGGGACACAAACCUUUCCAGUGCCGGAUCUGCAUGCGUAACUUCAGCCGCAGCGACCACCUCACUACGCACAUCCGGACGCACACCGGGGAGAAGCCGUUCGCCUGCGACUUCUGUGGGCGCAAGUUCGCCAGGAGCGACGAGAGAAAGAGGCACACCAAGAUCCACCUGAGGCAGAAAGAGAGGAAGUCAUCCACGGUCUCCUCAUCCUCCUCCAGCGGCGUCAGUGCCACCAACGGAAUUUGCUCUUAAUGCAGGUCGCAAUUGCCACCAACAAGUGCGCACACAGUACAGCUAUGAAUUGGUAACUCCGCGAUCAGCUAAUAAGUAAAUAUCCAGACGAAGAGCGCGUGUCACCGAGGAGUCGUGCGCUUUUACGCACAGAUCGAUUCCUGCUCCAGAGCCACAGACGAUGCACUUUGCCGGCGCAUUCUACUGAACUUUAACUCUCCUCAUGCAAAAAUGAAAUUAGUGUAAUAUAAAAAAGAAUUUCACGGCGCACCGAGGCGCGUUUGGAUGUGAAUUAACUGCAAUAACUUUUUUCAAAGUUUAAGUUAUUGAAGUGUUCUAAUAUGUUGUUGAUGACAAUAUUUCUAAAUUUGAGUGCCUCGUCCUUUUGUACACUGAUAGGACGCUUCUAAUGCAAUUAAUAUUUGUCUAUAAUGUGUUUAAAAAAGCUCUAUUUUUGUACA
Molecule: messenger RNA, 1817 nt
Organism: Synchiropus splendidus (mandarinfish)
Lineage: Eukaryota; Metazoa; Chordata; Actinopteri; Syngnathiformes; Callionymidae
Gene: egr2b
Product: early growth response 2b
Exons: 2
Coding region: 67-1377 (436 amino acids)
Biological process (GO): regulation of transcription by RNA polymerase II
Molecular function (GO): DNA-binding transcription factor activity, RNA polymerase II-specific; RNA polymerase II cis-regulatory region sequence-specific DNA binding
Source: RefSeq, a predicted model, not a curated record